Molecule: messenger RNA, 1152 nt
Organism: Ilex paraguariensis (yerba mate)
Lineage: Eukaryota; Viridiplantae; Streptophyta; Magnoliopsida; Aquifoliales; Aquifoliaceae
Source: the annotation of a GenBank genome assembly
AUGACAAAUCUUUUCUUUCAGCUCACCGCCAGCGACAAACGUUCCUUAUUCUUCUCUCUCUGCACCACUGCAUAUCCAUUGCCAAUGACAGUCAGGAGGUGCCCAACUAUUGCCUAUUUCAAAGUUCCUUUAGCCCUUUGCUUGUGGAUAGUUGUGGUAAUUCUGGAGCCGGGUGGUGUUGCCAUUGGUGAAGGGUAUGGCUAUGAUCAUGACAUGACAAUUGAGAGGAGGCCUUCUGCCUUCAUCAUGCUUCGGGAUCAAGUGGGGACCACAAUGAGCGGCAUGUUUUAUUGUGAUCUUCAAAAGUACAAAUUAGCAAAUCCAAUAACAUUUCAUGAUUUGAAUCAAUUAAAUUGCUACGAAUUAGAUGGCAUUGAUGAUUCUAAAGAGUCCGUUGCUACAAGGUGGGCAAUGGAUGUUGUUGGAAUUAGUACCAAGGAACAGUCUUUAGGGAAUUCCCUCUUCAAAUGUAUAAUUGUAACUCAUGAUGAAACCAUUACCAAAUGGCUUGAUCCAGAAGCUGCAGUUGCCGGUAGAGAUGCUUUGGCAAAUUGUGUUGUUGUUAACACUUUUUGUAUUUAUCCAAAAGAUGGUGAAGCACCACCAAGUGGAGUGGAUGAUAGGACAAAGCUGGCUUAUUUUCUUAAGCUAGGAACUUACACAAGAAACAUAUUAAUUGUUGUGAAUCCUUUCAGAAAAUUGCCUGAUUUAUAUGAUAGGCAUAUGAUGGCGCAGUACAAAGCGGCAGCCUUUGGUGAACUAAGCCCCUUGUCCCACCCUUUUGCUUUUGCGGAUGUAGCAUAUAGUGGCGAGAGUGAAGCGGGUGAAACGGAAAGCACAAAAUUGCUCAUGCAGUAUCUUGCUUACUUGGGAGGCAGAGCUGCAUCUGAGGGGAGGACUGUCGAGCAACAAGUCCUGGAGUCAAAUCCGGUUCUAGAAGCAUUCAGUAAUGCAAAUACAGUCAGAAACAACAACUCCUGCCUUCAUUGCAACAAUGCUAACUGUUUCUGUGCAGCUUUGUGGUCCUUUGUCCUCGUGUACCUUUUUCAGUAUCUUGCUUACUUGGGAGGCAGAGCUGAAUCUGAGGGGAGGACUGCCGAGCAGCAAGUCCUGGAGGUAAGCCUUGCAUUUCAGCCUGUCCAACAAUCUUAG